AUGGCGAACAAUGCAACCACUUUCAAGGCUUUGGAGGCUGUGCACAGUAUCAAUCCAUCGCUCUUUUUGAGUGCUCGGAAAGAAGAACUUUUUACUUUACAACGAGAAAUAUCAACAUCAUCAUCCAAUGCUAGAGUAUUCCAGAGAUUACCAAGACAUUUAAGAAGGAGAGCCAUGUCAAAGGUUCCUCAUCUUCUUCCGAGACAUUUACGAAAUGCUGCAAUUAGAGAAAUGAAUCUUCCAAAACGGGUUCGACAAAGAAAGAGAAGGAAAGAUAUGAAACGAAAACAACAAAGAAAAGAUUUUGUAGUGAAUGUGAAACAGUUACCUGCUUUAAAUGGAGAAGCCAAUACUAAAGCUUUUCGAUUAUCUACACAUAUAUUUCAUGCCAAGCGAAUGAAAAUGGAGGAUAAAUGGGGAAUGAGACUUCCUGUGAAGCAUAUUACAGAUAAAAUAUUUAGAAAUGGAUAUAGAUAUAUUCGACGACAUUGCACAAUUCAUGAGAGGAGUUAUAUGGUGUGCUUACAAGUUGAUUUUAACACAGCUGGAAAUGUGGAAAAAUUGCUAAAAUCUAUGAUGAAUAUUCACAUCGAUUCAUCGUUAUUGUUCCAUAAUGAUUAUCUCGUUGGAAAGAGAGAAGGAUCUUUUGAGUGGAAAGAUAAGCACAAUUUUACAAUUUCCACUGUGGAAUUUUUAGUACGGCCAAAAACUGUGACAUUCAAUGGCGCUUCAGAGGAAUCAAUUAUGAUUUGGAUACACCCUUCAUCGCUUCCAGAAGGCUAUCGACAUUUAGAACAACUGGUAAAAGAUUUAAACGGAGAUAUUUAUCACAGAAACGAUUUAUCUAGGUUUGAAGUUAGAGGCCCAUUAACAAUGAAAGUCAUAUCAAACGUAGUCAGGAUACACAUUGAAGAUACCAUCAAUGAAUUGAAAGCCACUAAAUCAGAAAGUCAUGUUAAAACAAUUUCAAAAGAAUGGGAGAGAAUGAAAACAGAUAUUCAAAUGGCUACUUCUUUGCCAGUAGAUAUGGUCCUUAGUUUCAUGGCUAAACAUCCAAUUUAUACUUCUUCGUUUAACACUACUUUUGAGGAUUUUAAGAAAGAAUCACAGCUAAUUGCAACUGCUAUUGCACCAUCGUUAUCAUAUACAUCUUCGCAAUCAUCCAGUAAGGACAAUGCUAAAUCUCUCAAUAGCUUGCAAAAGAAGUCCAUGGUAUAUGUGCCAGAUCGUAUGAAUGAUAUUGCAUUAAUUUGGAAUCAAAAAGAAUGUAAAGCCAGAUAUCAAUUUCCAUAUCUAAAAAGAAAUAAGAGAACAAGCAAAAAGUUCAAUCCACUACAAAGCGCAGAAGGACCAAGGUCGUACCCAAUUCUUCUCAUUCAAAAACCAUCAUCACUCAACAAUGGAAGUUCUAUGGGAGGAGGAUUUGAUAUCAUAUUACCCACUGUUGAUGUCUCUGCUCAUGUAUGGUUCAAGCUCAGUGAACAAAAAAACACCAUGGCACUUCCAAUAUUUGACAGAGACAGGCUUCUCCUAGAGCAAGGCAAGCGAGUAUUUCCAAACGACUAUCCUUCAAGCCAAGCAUUUCAAAGAGACGUUGUAGCCCAGAACGAACACUUGGAGGACUUUAUUCAACAGCUGAGUUGCCCUUUAUCUUCGUAUAGACCUGUACAGCUUUUUGGAAUUUGGGGAGGAAGUUUGGAACCUUAUGACAUGAUUUUUGUACCUACCAAUCAACAACAAAUUAUAGCCUUAACAAAACUUGCAAAACCUAGCAAGGACAACAAGGAGCUUGAAGCAAAAAUGCAUGCCAUUCCCAAGUCAAUGAUCGAAGCAAAAUGCAUUGGAUUUGUGACCUCUGCAAACUAUUCUCUCUUGCGAGGAAAGAAGUACGGUAUUGGAUUUAUUACGCUUGAGUCGAGCCAGCAGCUUCCAUCAAUUCCAGGGCACUCACAAAACAUUGUCCUUAUCAAGAGGAAAGACGAGUCCAACGAGUUUUAUUAUCCUUUCCAAUGCUUAUAUAAAGUUCAGAAAUAA
Messenger RNA from Naegleria lovaniensis, 2034 nucleotides. RefSeq lists its product as uncharacterized. Lineage: Eukaryota; Heterolobosea; Eutetramitea; Acrasida; Naegleriidae. The record is from RefSeq and is a predicted model, not a curated record. The transcript has 2 exons. Gene Ontology annotation, cellular component: ribonuclease MRP complex; nucleolar ribonuclease P complex. Gene Ontology annotation, biological process: tRNA 5'-leader removal. Bases 1 to 2034 code for a protein of 677 amino acids.